AUGCCGGUGAGGGGGCGGGGCAGGAAAGAGCGGCGGGAGAAAUAAGCCAUUUUGGCUUUUCCCAUUGCACGGAUAAGUUUGCACGUUGCAUCGGGGUGAAAGAGGAGGAAAGGGAGAUUCUCGAGAGCAGAAGAAAACUCACUCAUUCCUCUUUGAAAUUAAACGGUAAAAUUUUGUAAAAUGGAAUAUUACCAGAGGUAACUAGCAAUAUGAAACAUAGUAAUAGUAGAUGAGAAAGAUGCAUCAAUGCUGUAUACUAGCGUGUCGCGACACACAGUUUGGAAAGCUCCGGUAUACAGCAUUAAAGUCUCGCAUUGAAUAUAAGUGAUCUGAAAAAAGGACUUUUACAAUCUGAAAACGGAUACAAUGUAUGCACUUUUUUGGUAACCCAAGAAAAUCUUGAAUAAUCAUAAUAAUAAAAACAACCCAAAGAAUGAAGUUGCAAGCAUCUAUGGCAGGCAUGGCCAGACUUGGCCCUUCAGAUGUUUUGGGACUACAACUCCUAUCAUCCCUAGCUAACCGGACCAGUGGUCAGGGAUGAUGGGAGUUGUAGUCCCAAAACAUCUGGAGGGCCAAGUUUGGCCAUGCCUGAUCUAUGGGGAAGACCGAGAUUCCCACUCUGCGCUUGCCACCAAAGGUGUUCCUGAAGUGCUGCAGUUUUGGUGAGGGCAUUUUUGUCAUUACAGAGACCACUAACCUUUGAGGAAGGGCCCUCCCUGCUGGACGUUGGCCGAAGAGCAAGGGAGGCCAUGCUGGAGAAUGAGGGGGACGUGGCCUCUCUGGGUAAGGAGCCUCCUUCCUCGAGUCUGAAGCAGUCCUUCCGGGACAUUUUCUUCUCACUCUUCUUUUGGGGUGGAGGGGUGGGUGGGGAGCAGGUUUGUUGCACCAGAGCUGCAAAUGUACUGUAUUCUUAACGCCAUCCAUUUUGAUCCCGACUUUUCCCCCUCCGAGGAGCGCAAUGUGGGGCACACGGGUCUCCCCCCCCCCCCCCCGAUUUAAUCCCCACAACAAGCCCCAAAUGGCCUUGUAUACCUGAAGGAGUGUCUCCACCCCCAUCACUCUGCCUGGACACUGAGGUCCAGCUCCAAGGGCCUUCUGGCGGUUCCCUUAAUGCAAAUAGUGAAAUUACAGGGAACCAGGCAGAGGGCCUUCUCGGCAGUGGCGCCCGCCCUGUGAAACACCCUCCCAGCAGAUUUCAAGGAAUUAAAAAAACUAUAUAAGCUUUUGAAGGCAGCCCUGUAUCAGGAAGUUUUUAAUGUUAGAUGUUUUAUUAUGUUCUUAUAUGUGCUGGAAGUAUUCUUAUUAGUAAUCUAGCAUAGGUGUGGAGAACUCAGACUGUUGUGUGGCUUUAAGGUAGGAUUCUGUGCAAAAUGAAAAAUAUUGGAUGGGCAGGGAAUAAUAAGAAUAAGAAUACAGUGGUACCUCGGGUUAAGAACUUAAUUUGUUCUGGAGGUCCGUUCUUAACCUGAAACUGUUCUUAACCUGAGGUAUCACUUUAGCUAAUGGGGCCUCCCGCUGCUGCCGUGCCACUGCUGCACGAUUACUGUUCUCAUCCUGAAGCAAAGUUCUUAACCUGAGGUACUAUUUCUGGGUUAGCGGAGUCUGUAACUUGAAGCGUAUGUAACCUGAAGUGUAUGUAACCCGAGGUACCACUGUAAUAAUAAUAAUAAUAAUAAUAAUAAACAGUUCUGUGAGGUAGGGUAGCCCUAAGAGGGAAUGACUGGACCAAUAUUUCCUGAUGAGUUUCAUGGCUGAGGGGGAUUUGAACCCCGGUCUCUCAGAUUCCAGUCUGGCUCUUUAACCACUGCGCUGCACUCUAGCAGUGCAAAAUAGGUUUGCUGGCAUGUGAGGGACUCCCACCAGCGUAACAGCAACAGGAAGCGCCAACCAAGUCCCCUCCCUGGGGUCCUGGCAGUGCAGUCCUGACCCCCCACCCUGCAGCCAUAAUCAGCCGUCCUCCCUUCUGUUUCCAGCACAGAGCAACGGGCCACCUUGCCCCACACAAACAUGCAGCCCCCUAACCCAAAGUACUGUUUAGUUAUGGGUUCUUCCUCAGAAAAGUUUGAGAGAACUUUGGAUGACCGGCCGCUGGGGAUAGUUUGGGCCAUGAAACCAAAUGCUUCCUCCAUGUUUCCUUCUUCUCACUUCUUCUUCUUCUUCCUUCUUCUCACUUCUUUCCCACAUAGCACUGCCGCUUCCCAAGACGAGCCUCCUCCCCAGCGCAGAGCAAGCGGAAGAGCCCAGGACGCCACAGUAUCAGAUCUCAGACGGAACAGGGGCUGCCAUUUUGGACACCAGCUCAGGUGAGGCAGUUUGGGUGGGAUGCCGAGUUCAGAGUUUCUCCUCCCUUGAUGAGAAUGGGCAAGAAAAAUCUUCUCUGUUACUUCAUUCAUAGGGUUAGUAAGGAUCCUGUUGUGUUAAAGCUGCUUCUCCCACAGACCUGGCCACUGUUUUUCCUUUCCCCACCCCUGUCCUUCCUCCUCAAUUUACUAUUUUUAAGAACAUGAAAACUUAGAAUCACAAUCCUGGCUUUGGUCUGUCCUGCAUUUUCCAAGCUUCAGCUUCAGGGGGGGCCUCUGCCUUUUUGCACGAUGCAAGAGGGAGAGAAACUUCGCUUUCCCCUUUACACCUCUGCCCUCUCCUCCCUCCACCAUCUUUGCUGUUCCUUCUCUAGCUCUGCUGCCUGCUGAGUCCCUCAAGCCCAGAGGUUAGGAGGAUCAAGGAGAGGAAGAAGAAAGUGGGGAAUGAGAGCAAAGAGGCAAAUGCCAGGAUGGCGACUGCCAAGCUUUCUAGCUCUGUGAGCACAUUUGGGUUUUGUUUUUUCUUUAAAGCAUCUUCUGUGGGCACUACCCAUUCUGGUGAUUCCUCCCUGGACUGAGAGGAGGAACCUUUAAGGGCAUCAUUGUUCGAAGGGAUUUGGGUGGAAACCUGAACAAGUGGAAUUUCUCUUGAGCCUCGAAAAGGACCUAGAGCUGAAAGAAGUGGGGGAGAGUGUGCCUUUCCAUCUUCCUCCUCCUCCUUCUUCUUCAGUUUGGAUUCUGAGGCUAUUUUAAGGUUACCAGAUUUUGUUUCAAUGAAUCCAGGGACACUUUUCAACUUCCUACUAAAUAGCUGGAUUUUGCCAGGGGACUGAUUUGUAAAUCCGGGGACUGUCCCUGGGAAAUGGGGACGUCUGGUAACCUUUGGCUACUUCUCUGCCAUCCUCAAACCCCAAUUCCGCUUUCUUCCCUCUCUCAGCAGGAAACUCGAGGAGGAAACACUUCUGCCCAGAGUGUGGCCAAUGCUUUGCCUUCGGAUUGGCUCUUGCUAGACACCAGAGAAUCCACACAGGGGAGAAGAUCCAGGAAAGCUCUGAGCGUGGGGAAUGUUUUGGUCAGAGUUCAGAGAUUGUGAGCCCUUUGGAAACCCCUGUGUCUUUGGAGUUCAGGAAGAUUCUUGCUCAUCAGCCCAUCGUUCUGAUCCACCGGAACGUCCAUGCAGGAGGAGAUAAGUCAUAUCGCUGCUUGGAGUGUGGGGAAGGUUUUGCCCAACUCUCAGAUUUUGUGAAACAUGAAAGAGGCCACACGGGAGAGAAACCCCACAAAUAUGCCGAGAGUAGGAUCGGGUUCCCCAAGAGAUCACAGCUUCAUGGACCCCAUAAAGUCCACACAGGAGAGAAGCCCCACAAAUGCAGUGUGUGUGGGUUAUGCUUUUCGGUUAGGUCACAACUUGUUUCCCAUCAGCGAACCCACACUGGAGAAAAACCCUAUAAAUGCCUGGAGUGUGGGAAAUCAUUUGCUGAAAAGUCAGUCCUUGUGGUCCAUCAGAGACUCCACACAGGAGAAAAGCCCUUUGAAUGCUGGGAGUGCGGGAAAUGUUUUCCUCAAAACGCACAGCUUUGGAGCCAUCGGUUGGUUCACACAGGGGAGAAACGGUAUAAAUGCUUUGAAUGUGGAAAAAAGUUUACUUCCCGUUCCGGCCUUGUAAGCCAUCAGAAAACCCACACAGGAGAAAGGCCCCAUAAGUGUCUGGAGUGUGGCAAAUGUUUCCCCACAAAUGUAAGUCUCAGGCGACACCAGAGAAUCCACACAGGAGAGAAACCCCAUGAAUGUAGAGAGUGUGGGAAAUGUUUUCAUGAGAAAGCUGACCUUCUGAGGCAUCAGACUGUUCACACCGGGGAGAGGCCUCAUAAAUGUGCGGAGUGUGGGAAAUGUUUUAUUUCAGCAUCAGAACUUGUAAUCCACCGGAGAAUCCAUACGGGAGAAAAACCGUUUGAAUGCGUGGAGUGCGGGAGAUUGUUUUCCCAAAAACAACACCUCUGCAGACAUCAGAAGGUCCAUACAGGAGAGAAACCCUACAAAUGCAUGAAAUGUGGAAAAUGCUUUGCUGGCCUAUCAGAUCUUCGUGUACACGACAGGAUACACACAGGAUUGAGGCCAUAUGAGUGUGGAGAGUGUGGAAAACGUUUUUCCACUUCAUCACAUUUUAUUAUUCAUAAGAGAGUCCACACAGGAGAAAAGCCACAUAAAUGUUUAGACUGUGGAAUGUCAUUUACUGAAGCAAAAUCCCUUAAGGGUCACCAGAGGAUCCACACAGGAGAGAAACCUCACAGAUGCUUGGAGUGUGGGAAAUGUUUUUCAAGGAGAGACACCCUUGUGACCCAUCAGAGGAUCCACACAGGAGAGAAACCCUAUAAAUGCUUGGAGUGUGGGGAAUGUUUUCGUCAGAAGCCAUGCCUUGUGAUCCACCAGAGGAUCCACACAGGAGAGAAACCCUAUAAAUGCUUGGAGUGUGAGAAAUCAUUUCCUUCGAAGUCACCCCUUGUGAUCCACCAGAGGAUCCACACAGGAGAGAAACCCUAUAAAUGCUUGGAGUGUGAGAAAUCAUUUCCUCGGAAGUCACGCCUUGUGAUCCACCAGAGGAUCCACACAGGAGAGAAACCUUACAGGUGCUUGGAGUGUGGGAAAUGUUUUUCUCGGUCACGAUAUCUUCACAAACACCACAAAGUUCACACAGGAGGAGAGCUUCCCAAUGUGUAG
This is a messenger RNA of Podarcis lilfordi (Lilford's wall lizard), 5018 nucleotides long. The record is from the annotation of a GenBank genome assembly. Lineage: Eukaryota; Metazoa; Chordata; Lepidosauria; Squamata; Lacertidae.